UUGGAUAUCCCCAGCAGGCACAGCUCCUGAGACCCCAAGAGGCUUUGACACCCGCAGAGGAGGAUCAGUCUGCGCUAUGAACUUGUGGCUCCUGGUUUGCCUGGUGGCCAGCCUCAUGGGUGCCUGGUCUACUGUCCACACUCAAGGUGUCUCCGAGGACUGCUGCUUAGCCUACCACCACCGUGCUAGGCCCCGCCUGCUCAUGCGUGCCCAGGGCUACCAGCGCCAGGAAGUGAGCGGGAGCUGCAAUCUGCCUGCUGUGAUAUUCUUCUUCCCGAAAAACAAGAUGCUGUGUGUGAACCCAAGAGUCAACUGGUUGCCAAAUGUGUUUAAGUUUCUGGAUAAUCGGAACAACACCCACUCAAAGCAGCACCUAGGCUCCCGGAGAAACUUCCAAGACUCCCAUCUGGGAGGUAGGAGGUCGAACACUGGAAUGUCCAGGCUAGCACACUCCAAGUCCAAGUCCAGCAGGUCCACCAGAAGCAACAAGAAGAAAACUUCCUUCCUGAACAUGGCUAAUCCAGGACCUUGAGCCCGUGCAUCUUCAGGAUUAGCCCCGCAUGAGAUGGACCUUGAGCCCGUGCAUCUUCAGGAUUAGCCCCGCAUGAGAUGGGCUGGACCUUUCUCUCUCUACCGCAUCUGUCCCCUGGGGCUCCG
Molecule: messenger RNA, 657 nt
Organism: Nyctereutes procyonoides (raccoon dog)
Lineage: Eukaryota; Metazoa; Chordata; Mammalia; Carnivora; Canidae
Gene: CCL25
Product: C-C motif chemokine ligand 25
Exons: 6
Coding region: 77-532 (151 amino acids)
Biological process (GO): inflammatory response; monocyte chemotaxis; G protein-coupled receptor signaling pathway
Cellular component (GO): extracellular region
Molecular function (GO): CCR chemokine receptor binding; chemokine activity
Source: RefSeq, a predicted model, not a curated record